Klebsormidium nitens is the source of this 2013-nucleotide messenger RNA. Lineage: Eukaryota; Viridiplantae; Streptophyta; Klebsormidiophyceae; Klebsormidiales; Klebsormidiaceae. The record is from the annotation of a GenBank genome assembly.
UACUGCUCGAGUCGAGGUAGCUCAAGGACGUUCGGAGAAGCUCGUGCCACAGCGCGCAACGUGACGUACCAGAGGCAGCCGUUGCUUUGUUGCUUGCCACGAGCAUGCAGCACGCAGGGGUUGCUUUUAUCUGAAGCUGGUGCUUGUUAGCAUAUCACCAAGAUGGCGGGGUUCUUGCGCUCCGCCGUGUUGGGUGUGGCGCGGCAGGCAUCAAGGUCGUCUCGUGUGUUUCCCCAACUCGAUCAAGCGCAGCCUGGGGUCGCUGGAUUUUCCCGAGCAAUUGGAGCAGUCCGGUGGUAUGCAGCUGAACCUGAGCAUGAUGUCAUAGUAAUUGGAGGAGGCCCGGGCGGGUACGUUGCCAGUAUCAAGGCAGGUCAACUGAAACUGAAGACAGUGUGUGUGGAGAAGAGGGGAGCACUUGGCGGAACCUGCCUCAAUGUCGGCUGCAUUCCGUCAAAGGCCCUGCUUCAGACGUCCCACAUGUACCAUGAGGCCAAGGAAAACUUCAAGAACCAUGGAGUCAUGGUGUCUGGCGUUGACAUCGAUCUCCCAGCGAUGAUGGCUCAGAAGGACCGCGCUGUGAAGGGCUUGACGCAAGGUGUGGAGGGCCUGCUGAAGAAGAACAAGGUCAAGUACGUCAAAGGCUGGGGCAAGAUCACAGGCCCCAACGAGGUGACGGCAGAGCUCCUGGACGGGGGCGAGGAGAAGCUCACAGCCAAAAGCAUCAUCAUUGCAACCGGCUCAGACGUGCGGGAGCUACCCGGCGUGAAGAUCGACGAGGAGAAGAUUGUCUCGUCGACAGGGGCGCUCAGCUUGAAAGCCAUCCCGAAGAAGCUGGUGGUCAUCGGGGGUGGGUACAUUGGCCUCGAGAUGGCGUCGGUUUGGUGCCGCCUGGGGUCGGACGUGGAGGUGGUGGAGUUUACCGACGACGUCGUCCCGACCAUGGACAGCGAGGUGCGGCGCGCGUUCAAGCGCUCCCUUCAGAAGCAAGGCUUCAAGUUCACGCUCAAGACCAAGGUGGUGAGCGCCGAGGUCCAGGGGGACAAGGUGAACCUUGUCCUGGAGCCUGCCAAGGGGGGGGAGCAGACGAAGCUGGAGGCCGACAUCGUCCUGGUGGCCACCGGACGAGUCCCGUUCACGAAGGGGCUCGGCCUGGAGGAGGUCGGGGUGAAGCUGGACAAGUUUGGCCGAGUCGAGGUGGACCAGCACUUCAGGUCGAGCGUUCCGAGCAUCUAUGCGAUUGGUGACGUCAUUCCUGGCCCAAUGCUUGCGCACAAGGCUGAGGAGGACGGCGUGGCAUGCGUGGAGUUGCUGGCGGGCAAGGCUGGACACGUUAACUAUGACACUGUUCCGGGCAUCAUCUACACCUGGCCGGAAGUGGGGAUGGUCGGCAAGACUGAGGACCAGUUGAAGGCAGCUGGUGUGAAGUACCGGGUGGGCAAGUUCCCCUUCAUGGCCAACAGCAGGGCCAGGACGAUCGAGGACACUGAAGGAAUGGUCAAGUUUAUCUCGGAUGCAGAGACGGACAAGAUUCUUGGAGUCACCAUCAUGGGGCCCAAUGCUGGUGAGAUGAUCGGCGAGUGCGUGUUGGCUAUGGAGUACGGCGCGGCGACUGAAGACAUAGCCAGGACAUGCCACGGACAUCCUACAUUGUCGGAGGCUAUCAAGGAAGCAGCCAUGGCGACAUACGAUAAGCCUAUUCACAUCUAAGCUUAAAAAUCUCGUAAGAACUCACAUGCAAUCCUCAGGGCCGCACAUUUUAGAUUGUGAAUGUCUCUAGGCCAAACAACAAUUAUGUACAAAGGAAGCUCGUAAUCCGAAGAAGAGCCUCUUAUGCGUUAGGAACUUUGCAGCACCGAUCAAGUCGUGGGAUUGAAGGUUGUUGUCUAUCCCCUGUUGCUUGCGCAAUGGAGCAGUAAAGUGGCGCAUACAAGACAGAUGUCUGGCUUCCGCUUGUACGUUUCCCUGUAUACAAAGAUGGCUACUCUGUCUCGAGCAGCAUGUACAAUUGGC